Staurois parvus is the source of this 591-nucleotide messenger RNA. NCBI's taxonomy places the organism in Eukaryota, Metazoa, Chordata, Amphibia, Anura, Ranidae. The record is from the annotation of a GenBank genome assembly.
AUGUGUCUCCCCAACCACCUCUCUCUCACAGAGGGACAUUGUUUGAUUGUGCCUCUCCAGCACUACACUGCUGCCACAUUAGUGGAUGAAGAUAUCUGGAAUGAAAUUCAGAUGUUCCGUAAAGCACUUGUUAAGAUGUUUGCUGAGAAAGGACUGGACUGUGUAUUUUUGGAAACGAAUAUAAACAUGAAGAGACGUUUCCACCUAGUAUAUGAAUGCAUCCCUCUUCCUAAGGAAACAGGAGACAUGGCACCAUUAUAUUUUAAGAAAGCAAUCAUGGAAUCUGAUGAAGAAUGGUCCAUGAAUAAGAAGCUGAUUGAUCUUUCAACAAAGGAUGUUCGUCGAUCAGUUCCUAAAGGUUUGCCAUAUUUUUCAGUGGAUUUUGGCCUACAAGGUGGAUUUGCGCAUGUUAUUGAAGAUCACAACAAGUUUCCACAUUACUUUGGAAAGGAGAUCAUUGGUGGUAUGCUGGACCUGGAGCCCAGAGUCUGGAGGAAAGCCAUUCGUGAAAAUUUUGAUGAUCAGAGGAAGAAGGUCUUGCAGUUUGCCCAGUGGUGGAAACCAUUUGAUGUUACUAAAGCUAAAGAAUAA